Molecule: messenger RNA, 4376 nt
Organism: Procambarus clarkii (red swamp crayfish)
Lineage: Eukaryota; Metazoa; Arthropoda; Malacostraca; Decapoda; Cambaridae
Biological process (GO): regulation of DNA-templated transcription
Molecular function (GO): DNA-binding transcription factor activity; sequence-specific DNA binding
Source: RefSeq, a predicted model, not a curated record
GGGGCAAGGCGGGGGAGGACUCCGCCCCGGCAGUUGGGCUGGGGACGUGGCGCGCGUCUCUCUGUAAACACGCAACAAGGGACGCUGAUGCAUGACAGAGAACUCUCUCUCCCUUCAUCUCUCGUCGAAAAGUGAAAUACUACGUCGUUUAUCGUCUUGAAAUGUGUGAAUCAUUCAAGAAUGGGAUUUUCUGUCCAACCAAGAUCAUGUGUGUGGAAAAACUCUGUAGAACUGAAUUCAUGUAAUGGCUUUUACUAAAAUCAGUUUGUCCACAGACAGAAUGUCCAGGGAUUCUGAUAAUAAAGAAAACAAAUUACAUGAAACAUUGCAGUUAUUACUGAAACCAGUUAGUGUUGUGUUAGAGAAAAUAGAGCCAUCAUUAAUCACGUCUUAUGGCAAGGGACCCAUUAAUAAAUAUAAACCAGCAGAUUGUACAUCUCACGCAUCUCUUCAGUUUGAGAAACAGCACAAGGAGAAAAAGAUUGGGAACACCCUUCCAAGACCUCCUGUGGAAUUUAGUGUGCUAAUGAUUCUUCUAUUGAAGAAUACAACAUCAAAAUCACUAAAAGCAACUGAAGUCAAAGACAUAAUAACUGCGCUGUUUCCCUACUACAGGAUUUUUCAUGAAAAAUCGUGGGAUACCAGAUUCAGUCAGAGUACAUGUGGAAAAUUUAAAUCCUUCUUUAUCAAGACAAGGAUUGUUAUACCAGUGCAAAGCAUCAAAGAGGAAUCUCCAAAGAAACGAGGACCUGGCCGGCCUCCCAAACAAGUGUAUAUCAAAGAGGAAUCUCCAAAGAAACGAGGACCUGGCCGGCCUCGCUAUGACGAUAAUGCCCAGUUGUGUAUUGCACUGAACUUGGCAAAGAAAUGUAUAUGGGAGACUUACAUGAAAAAUGCCAUUAAAGGUCAUGAAGAACAGCUCAAAGCUUGCACAACUCAACCAAAUUUUCUGGAAGCACUGCUCUCUGGUGCAGGAAGGCUAGAGCCCUGCAACAAGUCAAAUUAUAAAGGAAUCGGGCAAGAUGGCAGAAUUUAUAACUUUGGUGAUGUUGUGGGCAAAACUCCCGCAUUAGCCGAUAGGUCAAGUGACUGCACUAGUAUCAGAAAGUUAAAAGGGAGGAAGAAAACAAAGAACCGUGUCAACACAAGUCAUAGGCUUAAACAAUUAUCAGCUGUUCGCUCAGAGUGUGAGUCUAUAAGUGAUGAAAGACAAGAGUCUGACUUAGCUCAGAACAAAGACAGUGUACAGCAAUGCCCUAUUCUAUUAUGUGAUGAUUCUCCCAUUGUGCAUGUGAACACUCCAAUAAAUAACAAUAAAGUUAAUGUUACUAGUAGUCCUGGUGAUGGGAACCAGCAUAAACAAACACCUUCUGUUGAAGCUUUACCAGUUGUGCAACUUUUGUCAAAAGCCACCUCUUCAAGUGACAUUCAGGGGGAGAAAACAUUCAUCACUUCAGACAAUGGAGGAAAUCAAGGUGCGUCAGUGGUAUCACAGAAUACUAUAACAAUUACAGCACAUAUGGGUACCAAAAGAAAAAGAAAUGAUGAUAAUAAAGUUAUCAAAAGUAGCACAAGUUUGUUACCUGCAAUCAAGAGAUUUUGUUCAUCAAAAACUGCUUUUGAAUCAAGUCUUGCAAAGGCUUCCAAUAAUGAAAUUAGAAAGCAUUUGAUCCAAAAAGACAUCUUAGUAGGAGCAUCGUUGCAGGGCCAGUCUGUUGUUUUAUCAAAUAAUGUUCAGCAUGCCAAAUGUCAUAGUAAUUCUGCAUUUCAGUUGAAAUCUAAUUAUUCACAUACUCCAGCAAAGAUAAGUGAUACUGAGGUUGUCAGUAUGAGAAAUGAAACUGCAAGGAAUGAAUGUUUACCCAACUUGGGCAUAACUGAUCAAACCUUUGACAAUAAUUUACCUGUAAUUAAGGAUGUUUGGUCACAAAAUUCAGUCUCUGGUGCUGUGAAUGGAACUCAUCAUUGUAACUUGGUUAAUUCACAGAGUGGAAUAAUGGGACUUCCAAUAAUAACUGAAGUUACUUCUCUAGCUUCAUCAAACCAAGAGGAAAAUGUAUAUGGUAACCAAACAGGAAAUGCUCAGGUAUCUAUUAAUCAAAUUGAAAAGUGUCAGAAUACUGAAAAUGACUCCUCAGCAGGUAUGAAUGUUAUCUAUGGAAAUAGGCAAAACCCAAAUGAACUUGGGGGCUUCAAUACAUCAUUGACUGAAGAUGGCAGAGAAUUUCAAAUAAUUAAAGAUAGCCAGAAUAUAAAUACCAUUUGGAGAGAUCAGUUACGCACUUCAGACAAGAGACAGUAUGGUCGUCAUUCCCAAAAGAAUUCACCUGACAUUUCUGAAACGGUGACCACUGUUGCUCUUUCUAAUGACAUAUCUAAUAAAGCUGCAACUAAAAUAACUGAUGGUCAUGCAUCACAAAAUUUAAGUACUGUAAACCAAGAAAUGAGUUCUAAUUCAAAAUCUGGUAUCUCUGCUUGCUCAGUUUCUACUUCAAUAAAUAAAUCUAUUUCAAGCUUUCCUCAAGUUUCAAGCUGUAUUGAGGCUUGGCACAAAGUGUUCCCAUGGAUGCUGUACAGAGAAACGGAUCAUGGCUUUUUUUGCAAAACAUGCAAAUGGGGUGCAAAUACUUCUGAAUGUCAUGCACAGAGCAUGGUAUAUACUAUGAAAGAUUCUUCAGAUGUCCUUUUUGUUGCUGGAUACCUGCGCACUCACCAAGAAACUCAUUUUCAUAAAACCACUGAGCACAGGAUAUCACUUGUCAUUACUCUUUUCAAAAGUAUUUAUCCUUUUAUUAGGCAUAGUUUGUAUAAGGGACUGCAAGAUCUCGUAAAGUAUGCAGUUAUCCAUAAUGGGGGAAGUUUUCCAGGCCCUGAAGAUCCACCACAAAGGGGAUAUUUCACUUACUUCAUGAUUAUGCGCAUUGCUGAAUACAUAGAAAUGGAUCUCUUGGCAUCUCUUGCUAAGAGUCCGUUCUUCAGUAUAACUUCAGCUGCAGAUAAGGAGUUUGCCAUUCUUCGUUGGCUAAAUCAAAAGGGAGAACCAGAAGAGCACUUCUUCUGUUCCAAAAUUUGUCAUCCAAAAGAAGAUAUGUCAAUUAGAGUCUAUCUGCAGAAAAGGGAAGUUGAUAUGACUAAGCUGAUAUCAUUUAGUCACUUCCCCAACAAAAAGGUGACUCCAUCUUGUGCACAGAUAUCACAAUUGGCAAUUCGUUAUCCACCACUUAAUAUGCUGAUGAAGUGGCUCCAAAAGACAUGUUUGUUGAAAGAUAUCUUUUAUCACCUUGAGAUGUUUGCUAGACUUUGUAGGAUACAUCCAGAUCUUGCUAGGUUUCCUGAAGUAGCUGAAGUAGUUCAAAUUAAGAAACCAGUCAGCUAUGGCUGUUUAGUGAAUGAGAAAAUCAUGAAAUUCUUUUUUGGUGCUAUUAAUGAAAUUAAAAGUGUGUGUGUUAAAAUACAUAAUGAAACUGGAAAUGUGGAUGCUCUUAAUUUUAGCAAAUGGGAAUUAAAAAACAGUACUUCGGUUCAGGGUUGCGUGUCACUACUUCAUACGCUGCAUAACCUGCUUGCUAAAAAAGACUGCUCAUAUGUGAACUUGUAUACAAUGAUUAAUGAAUUCAGAUCUUCAGUGUGUUCCAAAAUGAAAGUUCGAGAAAAUUUGGAAGCUGAUGUGUAUGCAGUUUUGUCAUUAUUUGACUUGUAUCUUUCUCAUGUGAUAAUUUCUUUACUCACUCCAGAACAAAAACUUGCCGAUAUCUUCGCCAAGAAGUUAAGGCAUGUGACAGUUAAUGAUGUAGAAAAGAUCACUGGAUAUUUAAACUCCAGUUUUGAAGGAGGAAGCGAACAGUGUUUGCAAACUCUUCUAAGACUUUGUAUAAUACUUUCUAAAAGUGAAGACUGCAGUGUAUUUGAGCUCUUAGAAUGUUUUGCUACAAAACAAGAAUUGUGUAAAGCAUUCCCAGAGCUCUUUUCCUUUUAUCAGAAGAUUAAGGUGUUGCCCUUCUUCCAAGCUGACACUGGCCAAUAUAUGUUUAACCUUGCAGUCUUAGAGAUGCUGUCUAGUAACAAAGUUGAAAAGCAUUAUAUACCUUUGCUCUCGCUGAUUAUAUUGGAAGGUCCUCCAAUUGAAGAUAUAGAUAUUGGUAAACUUUUGGAUAUUUGGGCAUAUAAAUGGAAAAUGCUACAUUUUUAGUUUAUUAAUGUGGGUUCAUGGACAAAUGGUUUUAAUAUGCAUUAUGCAUUUCAGUUGAUUAAUGCUUUUAAAUUAUAUAAAUUAACUGAUAUAAUCAACUGGUAUAAUAUAUUGCUGUGAGAUUUAUAAAGUAUUUUGUAAAAAGGUAAUCUUUUGUUACAGAAUAUCAAAUAAACAUUUAAACGUU